Messenger RNA from Strigops habroptila (Kakapo), 4602 nucleotides. It is a transcript of the gene PTPN9, whose product is annotated as protein tyrosine phosphatase non-receptor type 9. The record is from RefSeq and is a predicted model, not a curated record. Bases 1285 to 2931 code for a protein of 548 amino acids. The transcript has 13 exons. NCBI's taxonomy places the organism in Eukaryota, Metazoa, Chordata, Aves, Psittaciformes, Psittacidae. Gene Ontology annotation, biological process: protein dephosphorylation. Gene Ontology annotation, molecular function: protein tyrosine phosphatase activity.
AUUGACCGCCUUGGGGCUGCAGUGCAAAGAGGAAAGGGACCAGAUGGUCGCUUUCGGGUUUGGUUGGUUGCUUUUCUCCUUUGAAACAUCAUUCUUGUCCAUAGGGAGGGUUCCCCAAACCCCGCAGGCUGUGCUCGCCAAGAGCUGGAUGAGUCCAUCCUGCAGCCCAUGCUUGGGAAAUGCAGGGCUCCCAGGCUUUCUCCUCCACCACACCUCCCUCCUAUCAGCGCUGCUCCCAGAGCCAGCCUGCUAUCGCCAGGGUAAUCGAAUCUGCAGGAGUUGGGGGUGUUUGUGCCCCAUGUCCCUGUGGGUGCCCUUGAUUUGUGUUUAUCCUUCAUCGCAGAGAGGGCAAAGCUUCCAGCAAACGAGGUUCUGGAAGCCUCUGCUCUGACAGAGGGGAUUGGGUUGGUUUGGUUUGUAUUGAGAGCCGGUGUCCUGGGUGUUUGGUUUGUGUGGGAAUAUUGGAUGGAGAAGGCGAAGGGAUAUUUGCAAUAAGGGCUCCAGGUUUGGAUCAUCAGGCUGGGGUGGGGGAAGGCUGCCCUCCAUGUCUUGGAAGCCGAAAUAGUGUCAGUUUCUUCUCAUGGGUAAGUGCUGGCUGGGAUGGGCCACCCCCUUCCUGCCACCCUCUCAUCCUCCUUGGGAUCGUCGGGAUUUCCUUCACUUGCUCCACUCUCCAAGCAAUAGUGGGGGACAAGGGACUGGAGCGACAGCAAGCCCAGGGUGAAUUCACCCCUCUCCUGUCCCUGCCAGCCUUGGGCCAUGUCCUGCUCUGUAGGAUCGCCGCAGUUCCCAGCCUAUCCCAGAGGGACCAAGCGGAUGUUCCUCAGGGGGUUUUAGCCCAGCUGCCAUGUUACAGGCUUUAUUCCUCCGCCAGUGUUGAAGGAGGAGGGUGGGUUUGAAGAGCCCCAUGUUCCGUGGCGGUGGCUUUGUCACCACCCUGCCCUGGCGCAGCGGGGCGGCGGAUGACGCCAGCGCUCCAUAGAGCAGCAUUGUUCAAAGCGCCCGGCCGCGGGCCAUGUCACCCUGCUCGCACAGACAGGGCUUCCUGCUGCCACCCCGGAGCCAUCCCCUGCACUCGGCUCCUCACCUCUCUGAAUCCAUAUGGGAUCGGGACACAGACGAUGAUGGGAGCCGGCGGAGCUGGUAUUGAUGCUGAGCUCGGUAAUGCUCGCCUGCUGUUGAGUGUCGGCACUGGCGACCAAGCAGUUCCUGGAGGAGAUCAACAAGUGGACGGGCCAGUACAAUGUGUCCCCGCUCUCCUGGAAUGUGGCCGUCAAGUUCCUCAUGGCCCGCAAGUUCGACGUCCUGCGGGCCAUCGAGCUCUUCCACUCCUACCGGGAGACGCGGCUGAAGGAGGGCAUCGUGAAGCUGAAGCCGCACGAGGAGCCGCUGCGCUCGGAGCUGCUCAGUGGCAAGUUCACCAUCCUGAGCGUGCGGGACCCCUCAGGAGCCUCCAUCGCCCUCUUCACGGCCAAGCUGCACCACCCCAGCAAGAGCGUGCAGCAUGUGGUGCUCCAGGCGCUCUUCUACCUGCUGGACCGAGCGGUGGAGAGCUUCGAAACGCAGAGGAACGGGCUGGUGUUCAUCUAUGACAUGGCAGGCUCGCAGUACACCAACUUCGAGCUGGACCUCAGCAAGAAGAUCCUCAACCUGCUCAAGGGAGCCUUCCCGGCCCGGCUCAAGAAGGUUUUCAUCGUGGGAGCGCCCAUGUGGUUCCGUGUGCCCUACUCCAUCAUCAGCCUGCUGCUCAAGGAGAAGCUGCGGGAGCGGGUGCAGAUGGUGAAGAUGUCGGAGCUGAAGGAGCACCUGCCCCGGGAAUGUCUCCCCGAGUACCUCGGGGGGUCCCUCAAACUGGACCCUCUGAGCUGGAACUGCCGGUUCCUGCCGCAGCAGAACGGGCACCCCGACCCCUUGGACGAGCUCAUCCUGGUGCCGCUGGCGGCCCCCAAAGACAACGGCUCCGUCCACGUCCCCGGGCCCAAGUCCGUCACGCUGCAGGAGCUGCUGGAUCACGUCAGCCACAAGCAGAAACGCGGCAUCUAUGAAGAGUACGAAGACAUUCGGCGCAGGAGCCCGGCGGGCACCUUCGUCUGCUCUUUGGCACCCUACAACCAGGAGAAGAACCGGUACGGGGACGUGCCCUGCCUGGACCAAACCCGUGUCAAGCUGGCGAAGCCGUACAGCCGCCCAGAGCAGCUGACUGACUACAUCAAUGCAAGCUUCAUGGAUGGCUACAAGCAGAGGAACGCUUACAUUGGGACUCAGGGGCCUCUGGAAAACACCUACGGUGACUUCUGGCGCAUGGUAUGGGAGCAAAACGUCCUGGUGAUCGUGAUGACGACCCGGCUGGAGGAGGGAGGCAGGAGGAAGUGCGGGCAGUACUGGCCCCUGGAGAAGGACACAAAGGUGUGCUUUGGGGCGCUGACCAUCACCAACCUGGGCGUGGAGAACCUCAACCACUACAAGAAAACCAUCCUGGAGAUCCACAGCUCGGAGACCAGGGAGCGGCGGCUCGUGUCUCACUUCCAGUACCUGAGCUGGCCGGAUUACGGCGUCCCCUCCUCUGCAGCCACCCUCAUUGACUUCCUGGGGGCUGUGAAGCAGCAGCAGCGGGUGGCGGUCAGCGCCCUGGGACCUCGCUUCAAGGGUCACCCGGGGGGACCCCCAGUCGUGGUGCACUGCAGUGCUGGCAUCGGCAGGACAGGUACGUUCUGCGCGCUGGACAUCUGCCUGUCGCAGCUGCAGGACGUGGGCACGCUCAACAUCUACCAGACGGUGCUGCGCAUGCGGACCCAGCGCGCCUUCAGCAUCCAGACCCCCGAGCAGUAUUACUUCUGUUACACCGCCGUCCUCGAGCACGCCCAGCGCGAGGGCCUCCUGCUCGCCAACCGCAGCUGGGCCGCCCCGGACAAGAGCUCGCCGGGACACUGAGACCCGCAGGACCCCCCUCCCCGUCCUCCCGGGGCUGCCGGAGCCGCCUCUGCGCCCACCGGGACCCAGCAGUGUGCAGGCAGCUGCCCCGCCAGCAGCAGGCACUGCCCAUCCGCGACCAUCAGCACUGCUGUCAAACUGUGCCUUAUCGAACCAAACGGUGGCUGUCGCUCACCGGGGGCAGAGGACGGCGCGGGAAGAGGCUCUCGCUCCUCCCCACGGUGUUUCUGUUGGGUGGUUGGUUGGUUGGUUGCGUGGGGAGGUGGUUUUUCUUCUCUUCGAGUUGUGUUCUUUUAUUUUAUUUUUUUUUUUUUUGGUGGGACCAUCUAAAAUGUAUCUAAGAGGGGCUUUGUAAAGCCCUAGGAAAUGUAUUUCCAGUCCUGCCCCUGCAUGGGGCUUAGGAAGAGGCGCCUACUUCAGUCUUACCUGCCACUACGUCUGUGUGUCUGUAUGUAUGUGUGUAUAUAAUAUAUCCACGCUGUGCCUGACCCCGGCUAUUAUAUAGAUACAUAUAUACAAGCACCCGUCCUCGCAGCUCCCGUGGGGCCCUCCUGUCCUGCCCUCUCACUGCUGUGAUCCCUGGAGCGGUGAGUUUGGGCCUGGCUCUGUCUUGUCUUCCUUUUGUUUCCCCCUUUCCUGCCUUCCCUGCUCCCCACAGGCAGCGCUGGGACCCGGUACCCCACGGGGAUGCUCGGCAGCAUCCCCCUCUUCCCUUGUCUCAUCUUCCCCAUCCUCAUCUCCCACUGGGAGACGGCAGCUCUGCUCCUGGGAGGAGGAUCUGGAGGACAUUGGCUGUGGGUUGGCUCCCCAGCGUCCCCUGCCCCUUGGGGCGUCACUAGGUACGAGGUGAUGGGGACAGACAGAGGGACGGAUGGGGUCCGACCGGCUCUCCGGGUUGCCGGCAGUGGGAACCCAGCCCUGUGGUGAGUCACGGGCUGGAAAAGCGCUGAGCACAAAGAGCCUGAGCCCUAGAGAGGUGACAGCCGAGGGCCGGGGAGCUGGGGCUGCAGCGCCUGCACCUCGGGACUUUAUACUGUAAUAAGCUCUUUGAAUGUGUAUAUUCUUAUUUUUUUAUAAUCUGGGGGGGGGGGGGGGUCGGGGUUUUUGGUUGGUUGGUUUUUGUUGGGGGUUUAUUUUUUUUGUAUUUAACAUUAACUUGAUCCAAGCCAGAGCCAGAAGUUAUUUGUAAAUGUUCCUAUUUUGCUCUCGUUCAGAGAAACAUUUUUGUUGUUGUUACUUUUUGGGGUUUGUUUUGAUUUGAUUUGUAUCGACCUAUAAAUAUACUACCAGUGACCAGGCCUCUCGGCUCUCGUGGUGGAGUCAGUCCGGCGCAGGAGAGGAGAGGGAAGGGAGUUAAGGGCUUUGUGGUCCCCAAAAUCAAGCUGGCCCCAUCCCUGGGGACGCAGCCACAUAGCAGUUUGGGGGGCACAGGGCUGUGCCGAGGGAUGUGCAUGGGGCUGGAGGGCUCAGGCCCUGGUCCUGGAUGAGGCCCUGUGGGAGAUAACCAGGCUGCAGGCAGCAUCCCUGGGCAGGCAGGAUAAGGGCAGGAGGGAAGGGACAAGCCCCCCUCCGUGUUCCUGCCUCUUUUCUCAUGCCCCAGAGCAUCAUCUCCUUCAAGCCUCCUUCAAGCUCCUGGCUUUUUGGAGCUGCCUCUUUGUGUAGUCCCGUUCU